Molecule: messenger RNA, 2462 nt
Organism: Thrips palmi
Lineage: Eukaryota; Metazoa; Arthropoda; Insecta; Thysanoptera; Thripidae
Product: myrosinase 1-like
Exons: 15
Coding region: 69-2381 (770 amino acids)
Biological process (GO): carbohydrate metabolic process
Cellular component (GO): extracellular region
Molecular function (GO): beta-glucosidase activity; chitin binding
Source: RefSeq, a predicted model, not a curated record
CACGGCACGCGUCCGCAGCACGCGGCAGCAGCCGUGCACUGGUCGGGAAGCUGCUCAAACCAACAACCAUGAGGGCUUCUGCCGUCCUGCUGGCCGUGGGCCUCGCCGUGGUGGCGGUGCUGGUGCGGCCCGCCGAGGGUGGCCUCCGCGCCAAAGCCCGCACCCUGCAGCGGAAGAAGCUGGCCCUGGGCCUGGGCGCGACCGCCGACACCCAGGACUGCGCCGGCCAGACGCAGCGCUGCGUGGACUGCUCCACGGUGCUGCAGUGUACCAGGCUGGGACAGGUGUACCGGCCCCUGCGCACCACGGCCUGCCCCGCCGCCACGCCCUACUGCUCGGCAGGCGCGUGCGUGGCCACCCUGUCGGACGACGCGUGCAUCGCGCCGCCCGCCGCGUCCACCGCCUUCACCUGCAACGGCGACGGCUACUACCCCGACCCGUCCAACUGCCGGCGCUACUGGCUGUGCGUGGCCGGCAAGGCCUACCAGUACUCCUGCAACGACUUUGCCGGCACCGUGUACAGCCAGCGGCGCGCCAUGUGUGUGCCCAGCUCCGAGGCGACGUGCUCCACGGUGGCCUGCUCCAACGCCCUGGUUGGCGUCUACCAGCGCUUCCCCCAGGACCCCGAGGUGUACGUGGUGUGCCGCGACGCCGUGGCCGCCAACGCUCUGGUGGCCGCCUGCCCGCCCAACUACACCGUGGACGCCGCCACCGGGGACUGCGUGCUCACGUGCCUGGCGGAGGGCCGCCUGGCGGACAGGGACAACAACACCAGAUACUACGAGUGCGUCCAGACCGGCACCAACACCUUCUCCCAGCCGCGGCUGCUCAUGUGCCCCGAGGGCUCCACCUACAGUGCGGACAGGCAGCGCUGCCUGAGCGGCAACGAAGACAACCCGGAAGACCCCGCCGAACCCGCCGCCAAGGGAUACAACGAGGAGUACUACGAGCCCAACGACAACAUCCCCGAGUCGCAGUACGACAUCCCCGCAGGGCUGCUGAUCGGGGCCGCCAGUGCUGCGUACCAGGUGGAGGGCGCGUGGAACGAGUCAGACAAGUCCCCCAGCAUCAUGGACGUGUUCUUCCACUCCCGCCCCUCCUUGGCCAACGGGGACGUCGCCGACGACUCCUACCACAAGUACAUGGAUGACGUCCAGAUGCUCAGCGACAUCCAGCUCCAGUUCUAUCGCUUCUCCAUCAGCUGGUCCCGAGUGCUGCCCCAGGGCGACAGCGCCCACCCCAGCGCAGUGGGGACCCAGUACUACAACGAGCUGAUCGAUGCCCUGAUUGCCAGGGGCAUUCAGCCGGUGAUCACCCUCUACCACUGGGAUCUUCCCCAGGUCGUCCAAGACGACGGUGGCUGGCUCAACUCCGACAUCCAGGACAAGUUCGUCGACUACGCCUCUUACUGCUUCCAGACUUUCGGUGACCGGGUGAAGACCUGGAUCCUCUUCAAUGAGCCCAUGAGCCAGUGCGUGUACGGGUACGAGCUGCCUGGGAUCGCACCGGCCGUGAGCAACCCCGGCUUCGGCGGCUACCUCUGCAGCCACAACAUGAUCAUCGCGCACGGCAAGGCGUACCGCGCCUACCAGCAGAACUUCGCCUACCAAGGCGGGCGGCUGGGCUCGGCCAUCAACAUGGAGUUCGCCGAGCCGCUGACAAACAAGCCGGAGGACGUCGAGGCUGCCGAGCGCUACCGCCUCUGGAGGUACGGCUGGUGGGCGGACCCGCUCUUCUUCGGCGACUACCCCGAGGUCAUGAAGAACAUCAUCGGCAACCUGAGCGCCGCCGAGGGCCGCGCCACGUCCAGGCUGCCGACCUUCACCGACGAGGAGAAGACGAUCGUCCAGGGUGCGAUGGACUUCCUCGGCCUCAACCUGUACACCGGCAUCCUCGUGGCCGACCGCACCUCCACGGAGACCCUUUCGGCGGGGUACUUCAACGACAUUGGGGUUGAGACCUCCACCGAUCCCAACUGGAUCCAGAGUGCCAGGUCCUCCUUCCCGGUGACUCCAUUCGCUCUUGCUGACGGAGUGAGGUGGGUGAAGAACCGCUACAACAACUUCCCAGUGUGGGUGGCAGAGAACGGCUACGCCGGGGCAGCGGACGAAGGCACCAAGGACCAGAAACGCAUCGGCUUCUACAGCGGCUACAUGCGAGGCCUGAUGCAAGCCAUCAACCGGGAUGGGUGCAACGUGAUUGGCUACACUUGCUGGAGCCUUGAAGACAACUUGGAAUGGCUUGACGGAUACGAAAGCAAGUUCGGCUUGGUCUACGUCGACUUCAACGAUCCCAACCGCCCAAGGACACUCAAGGACUCCGCCAAGUUCUUCCAGGAAACCCUGACAAGCCGACACGUUUCUUAUGUUAAAGCAACGUAACAAAAUGUGGGCUCCACCCCCUUGAAAUUAAAUACGGCUACUUCGUGCCUAAUAAAAGUUCAUAUUUUUGCCAGAGUUAAA